Messenger RNA from Klebsormidium nitens, 2562 nucleotides. The record is from the annotation of a GenBank genome assembly. Lineage: Eukaryota; Viridiplantae; Streptophyta; Klebsormidiophyceae; Klebsormidiales; Klebsormidiaceae.
AUGGCCUCCGAUGCAUCGGGUGAGCCCACUUUGGUGGCGCCGCAUCACGCGGCAGCAUUCGUGCGAGCUGGUUUACUCCAGCAGCGCAAAUUUCGGAGAGUUGGACCCCUGCCUCAGACACAGCCGCCUGGCACAGCGUCGGGACGACCGCCGGCCGCGGCUGGGGGGGGGAGAGGCCAGGUUGGCACACCAGAGAAGGAACCAGAACCGGACCCGCCCGAUCUCCCGGACUUGAUGUCCGCGGACGAUGAGGAUGAUGAGAAGACAGAUUGGGGCUUGGGGGGGCGAGAUGAUCUUACGCCUGAGCAAAAACAGGCUCUGGAGGACUUGCUGGACGAGUUUCGUGACGUGCAAGCAUUUGACAUGUCCGAGAUGUCCACGGUCAUUGGGGAGAAGUUCACAAUUCCCGUGACGGAUGAUACGCCGAUCUUCAAACGGCAGUACCGGCUAGCCUACGCCGAGGUAGAUACUUUGAAGGAGCAGGUCGAAGAGCGCCUGAAGUGCGGCUUUAUCCGACGCUCCACGUCUCCAUGGGCCUCGCCUACAACCAUGCCGCCGAAGAAAGACGAGCACGGCAAUUGGACGUUGAAGCGACCAUGCGGGGACUAUCGCGCGCUGAACAAGGUCAGCACCCCUGAUCACUACCAGCUGCCGACCCCUGAGGAAAUCUUUGAUGAGCUGGAGACCUCGACCUGGUUUACCACGCUUGACCUGCGUUGGGGCUACCACCAGGUGGCCAUCGCAGAAGAGGACGUCUGCAAGACGGCGUUCUGGGGCCACGACGGCCUGUACGAGUGGGUUGUCAUGCCGUUUGGGCUGAAAAACGCCCCUGCCUUCUUUCAGAGGCUGAUGGACACCACACUGAGUGCGCAGCGCGCGUUCUGCCGCUGUUACAUCGACGACGUGAUCAUUCACAGCAAGUCGUUCGAGGAGCACCUGACACAUCUGCGCGCCGUGUUCGAGCGGCUGCGCGCGAAGCGGAUCAAGUGCCACCCGAAGAAGAUGAGGUUGGCCGUUCGCACCGUGUCUUACCUGGGCCACUACAUCGUGCCUGGCGGAACCGCCCCGCAGGACGUGAAGGUAGAGGCCAUCGUGCGGAUGAUUCCGCCGAGGGACACCUCGGAGUUGCGCGCCUUUCUAGGCACGACGAAUUACUACCGGAGAUACGUCCAGAACUACGCCCGCAUCGCCUUUUCCCUGAACCGACUGCUUCAGAACGGCGUUGCCUGGCAGUGGAACACUGAGGAACAGGAGGCUCUCGAGCAACUGAAGCUCAAGCUGACUGAGGCGCCCAUCUUGAGGCGGCCUGACUUUACCCGACCCUUUGAGCUGCACACCGACUGGAGCGCUACUGGGCUCGGCGCUGUUCUCGCACAGCGUGACGAUGAGAUGAAGGAAUACGUGAUCGCAUACGCGUCACGGAGCAACAACCGCACGGAGCGAAACUACUCCAGCUACCACGGAGAGUGCUUAGCUGCCGUCUGGGGUGUGUGCUACUUCCGCGUGUACCUCUACGGGAGGCCGUUCACACUGAUCACAGACCACGAGCCGUUGCAGUGGCUGAUGACGAACACGAGGCUCACGGGCAUGCACGCCCGUUGGGCGAACAUCCUGCAGGAGUACGAUGUCAAAAUCGUGCACCGCAGUGGAGUGAAGAACUUGGAUGCGGACGGUCUCUCGCGGAACCCGCUCCCCGAAACCGAUGAUUGGACGGACGCGAGGAUGGACCACGUGAGUUCUGAGCUGCCGUCGGCCGUCUCGGCUUGCCUUGCCAUCUUGGCCGGCACCUUGAACGAGCCAGAGGAUCCAGCCCUGACGGAGCUGAUUUACGGUGCGGCCGACAUGCCGGCACCCGGAGGAAGCCUGGCCGACACGCCAGAAGAAAGCCCUGUACAGACACAGGCACGAAGCCCUGCAGAGUCGCAGGCACUUGCGAUCGUGGCGCCCCUGCGUGAGGCCGCCGACGAUGAUGUGGACUUGCCGGUCAGGUUCGACCGCGAGAUUUGGGAGGACGCCCCCGUGAUGGCGUACCUCGAGGCUGGCGUGUACGCAAACAGCGUGACACCGAAGCAGAAGGAUCGCAUCUGGCACCGAGCCCGGAGCUAUCAGCUGAAGGAUGGCGUCCUCAGAAAACGCUUCGCAGACGGCACGACAAAGAUUGUCCCCCGUCCAGAACUGCGCGCGAACCUGAUUCGCCGUGUGCACCAGGAUGUCGGCCACUACGGCGUCCUGAAGACGUAUUCGCUACUGAGCCCCACAUACUGGUGGGUUGGGAUGUAUGGUCAGGUCCAGCGCGAGGUCGCGGCCUGCACCGUGUGCGAUCGGGUCAAGGCGACGUUCGACGUCAAGGACCCUGAGCUGAAGCCCCUGCCUAUCAUGGGCAUGUUCUACAGAUGGGGCGUGGAUCUUUGCAAGAUGCCACAGAUAUCUGAUGACGGCAACCGCUACGUCGUCGUCAUGGUCGAGCACUUCACCAAAUGGAUUGAGCUCCGUGCUAUUCCGGCCAAGGAGGCCAAGCACGUCGCAGCAGCUUUCCGAGAUGUUCUGACACGUUUCGGAGCA